Molecule: messenger RNA, 920 nt
Organism: Danio rerio (zebrafish)
Lineage: Eukaryota; Metazoa; Chordata; Actinopteri; Cypriniformes; Danionidae
Source: RefSeq, a predicted model, not a curated record
CCCUCACCUCCCUCCUCAAGAAGCUGUAUAAAUCCAGGAGUCCUGUGAAGACCCUCAGCCUGGGACGUGAGCACUACAGUGAAUACAUCCAGAUCACACACAAAAAGUGUGGCUAAAGUUUAUCUCUUUUUUUGAGUCUGAGUGAUUAUGAUGCUGAACACAGUAAUCUUCGGCUGGUUUUUGGUGAAUGUUGUGGUGAUGGCAUCUCAUCCACACCUGAGACGCAGAGAAAACUCAUUCAUUCUGACAUCUGACACAGACUCACUGCCUGAAAUGGAGCACCUUGAAAUAAACUCAGCAGAAGAAAAGAUACUAGAAGACCUUGAAGCCUAUGAUGAGGAUCUGGGCAAAGCUGUCCACCUGCAGAGAAGAGGCACACGCUCCCCGAGCCGCUGUAUCCCUCAUCAACAGUCCUGUCUGGGUCAUCAUCUGCCCUGCUGCAACCCCUGCGACACCUGCUACUGCCGCUUCUUUAAGGCCUUCUGUUACUGCCGCAGCAUGGACAACACCUGCAAAAACGAAUAUGCAUAGAGACAAGUUCUGCCUUCAGAUAGCAAAUGGUAGCAUUAUAUUUACAGUUUUAAGAGCUACUGAAUGUAUUUGUGGACAGUGCAAUCAUAAACUCGCACAGAGAAUCCACAGAGAAGUUUUUUGUUAUAAUAGAGAAGCACAAAGCAUAGAGUGCACCAUUGGCUGCGGUUUUAAGGUGUAAUUUAAUUGCAAUAUUAUUUACUCAAAUGUUGUCUUAAAUAUUUUGUAUAUAUGCAUUCAAUAAACUCUGAUUAUUGCAAUUGUGUAGAGUAUUAACUGAAAGAGCUAUAAAUGAUGACAACAUGCAGACACAUUGGAUUGUGAGAAAUGUGCCUUAAAUGCAAUUAAAUUAUUAUUAAGGGAAUAUAUUAUUAGGCAAAAUAAAAUAA